Symbiodinium natans is the source of this 2796-nucleotide messenger RNA. The record is from the annotation of a GenBank genome assembly. NCBI's taxonomy places the organism in Eukaryota, Dinophyceae, Suessiales, Symbiodiniaceae.
AUGUGCGAGCAUUUGGCUUUCAGCUCUGUCAGCUUCCGUGCUCGCGUGCCGCUUCGCUACUUGCCUGCCAUGACCUGGGUCUACAACUUCGGUGCUGGCAAUGCGGAUGGCAGGGCCGAGAUGAAGAACCUUCUGGGCGGCAAGGGCGCCAAUCUCGCCGAGAUGGCCUCCAUUGGGCUUCCGGUUCCGCCUGGCUUCACCCUGACCACGGAGGUCUGCACGCACUACUACCAGAAUGGCUGUCAGUAUCCUGCACAACUCAAGGAGCAGGUGUCGAAGGCAUUAGCUCUGGUUGAGACAAGGACCGGGCGGAAAUUCGGGGACGCCACGAAUCCCUUGCUGGUUUCGGUCCGCUCGGGUGCUCGGGCCUCCAUGCCUGGCAUGAUGGACACCGUGCUUAACCUCGGCCUGAACAACACGACUGCGGAGGCGCUGGCCAAGCAGUCGGGAGACCGGCGCUUUGCAUUCGACAGCUACCGGCGCUUCGUCCAGAUGUACUCAGAUGUGGUGCUGGGUAUCGAGCUCGGCAAUUUUGAGAAGCUACUGGAGAGGGCCAAGGCCAAGCGAGGCGUGAAGCAAGAUCACGAGCUCCUGCCAGAAGACCUGGAGCAGUUGGUGAAAGACUACAAGGCCUGUGUCUACUUGGAGCUCGGGGAGGAGUUCCCCGAGGAGCCGCAUCAGCAACUCUGGGGUGCCGUGGGUGCCGUCUUUGGUUCCUGGAUGAACCAGAGGGCCAAGACCUACCGGAAGCUGCACGACAUCCCCGAGGAGUGGGGCACGGCUGUGAACGUUCAGGCGAUGGUCUUUGGCAACAUGGGCAACGACUGCGCCACGGGAGUCGCCUUCACGCGCAACCCCUCCAACGGUGCCAAGGAUUUCUAUGGAGAGUUCCUGGUGAAUGCCCAGGGCGAGGAUGUCGUGGCGGGCAUCCGGACGCCCCAGGAGCUGACGAUCAAGGCUCGCAAGUCGCACGGCAGCGACUUGCCAUCGCUGGAGGAGGUGAUGCCGAGCAUUUUCCAAGAGUUGGAGACAGUUCGCCACCAGCUGGAGAACCAUUACACGGACAUGCAGGACAUCGAGUUCACCAUCCAGCAAGGCAAGCUGUACAUGCUCCAGACCCGCACGGGCAAGCGGACGGCCCACGCAGCCUUGCAGAUUGCGGUGGACAUGGCCUCCGAAGGGCUGAUCAGCAAAUCGCAGGCUCUCAUGCGCCUGAAGCCCGAUCUGAUCGACCAGCUUCUUCACCCCACGCUGGACCCCAAGGCCAAGAAGACGGUCAUUGCCAAGGGCCUGCCAGCCUCGCCAGGGGCGGCUGCCGGCAAGGUGGUUUUCACGGCCGACGAGGCUGUGACUCGCUCGGAGAACGGAGAGAAGGUGAUCUUGGUGCGAGUCGAAACUAGCCCAGACGACAUCCAUGGACUGCAUGCGGCAGAGGGCGUUUUGACAACUCGCGGCGGCAUGACCAGCCACGCAGCCGUGGUGGCGCGCGGCAUGGGCAGACCUUGCGUGGCAGGCGCUGGGGAGGUGAAGGUCAACUACGCCUCGGCCUCCUUCGAGGUGGGCGACGUGGUCGUCAAGGAGGGCCAGCUGGUCACCAUUGACGGCGUCACGGGAGAGGUGAUGCUUGGAGAGGUCCCCACGGUGCCGCCGCAGCUUUCCGGCUCCUUCGGCACCAUCAUGGCCUGGGCAGACGAGUUCCGCACAAUGCAGGUCAGGGCCAAUGCCGAAACGCCGACAGACGCGCGGCAGGCCAAGGAGUUCGGGUGCGAAGGGAUUGGCCUGGUGCGCACGGAGCACAUGUUCUUCGAGGGGGGCCGGAUCGUGGCCAUGCGGCAGAUGAUCUUGGCCGCGGAUAAGGCGGAGCGACAGUCGGCCUUGAACAAGCUCCUGGCGAUGCAGCGCGAAGACAUCACCGAGCUCUUCAAGAUUAUGGACGGCCUUCCAGUGACAGUCCGUUUGCUGGACCCUCCCUUGCAUGAGUUCAUCCCGCACACCGAAGCCGAGAUGGGCCUUGUGGCAAAAGCAGCCGGAGUGCCUUUGGAUCGCGUGCGCCGGCGCGCGAGCGAGCUGCAAGAGGCCAACCCCAUGCUCGGGCACAGAGGUUGCCGCCUGGCCAUCACUUAUCCGGAGAUCUGCGAAAUGCAAGCUCGGGCCAUCUUCGAGGCGGCCGCGGAGGUCGGGCGCAGCGCCAAGAAGACCCCGGUGGCCGAGGUCAUGGUGCCCCUGGUUUCGACUCUGGAGGAGCUGGUGCAACUGAAGAAGGUCAUCGAAGACACGGCCAAGCAGGUGCAGAAGGAGCAGGGCGUGAACUUCAGGUAUCACGUCGGCACCAUGGUGGAGCUGCCCCGCGCAGCACUGCAGGCUGGUAAAUUGGCAGAGCAAGCGGAGUUCUUCAGCUUUGGCACCAAUGAUCUGACCCAGACUACGUACGGCUUGAGUCGUGAUGAUGCCGGGUCCUUCUUGCCUGAGUACAAAGCGAAAGGCAUCGUGGAAACGGACCCUUUCGUGAGCCUGGACCAGGAGGGCGUUGGCGAGCUGAUCAAGAUUGCAGUGGAGCGGGGCCGCGGAAAGCGCGCUGGCAUGAAGAUGGGCAUCUGCGGCGAGCACGGCGGUGACCCAGCUUCCAUUGAGUUCUGCGAGAAGACGGGCUUGGACUACGUCUCUUGCUCGCCCUUCCGUGUGCCCAUUGCCCGCCUCGCUGCCGCACAGGCUGCCUUGAAAUCUCAGGGCGAGAAGGCUCUCCAAGCUUCCACGAAGGCUGCCAAGCCCAGGCAGCAACAGUUUGGCCCCUGGUGA